Molecule: messenger RNA, 867 nt
Organism: Ipomoea nil (Japanese morning glory)
Lineage: Eukaryota; Viridiplantae; Streptophyta; Magnoliopsida; Solanales; Convolvulaceae
Exons: 3
Coding region: 1-867 (288 amino acids)
Source: RefSeq, a predicted model, not a curated record
AUGGCUAAAAUGAUUACACAAAGAAUGAAGCCCCUGAUGGAGAGUAUUAUUUCUGACACACUGAGUGCUUUUAUACCCAAUCGGCUUAUUACUGAUAAUAUUUUGGUAGCAGCUGAGGUGGGACAUUUUUUGAACAGGAAACAUUGUGGUGUUGUUGGGUGGGGGGCUCUUAAAUUGGAUAUGGCAAAGGCAUAUGAUCUUUCCUACAUGUUUAUGAUAAACGGUUCCCCUACUGAGUCGAUUGUGCCCACUCGUGGUCUUAGGCAAGGGGAUCUUUUGUCCCCAUAUCUUUUUAUUAUCUGCGCAGAAGGCCUUUCCCUAUUAUUACAGCAGGCACAGACCAGUGGUUUGAUUCAUGGUUGCAGGGUAGCACGAGGUGCAACCCCGAUCUCUCAUUUGUUCUUUGCUGAUGAUAGUCUACUAUUUUUCAAGGCAAAUAUUCAUGAGGCCACUGAAAUAAAGAACUGUUUGUCAAUAUAUGAGAGCUUGUCUGGGCAGAUGGUUAACUAUCAGAAAUCUAGUAUUUGCUACAGCAAGAAUGCUGGUGAGAAUGACAAGGAUAUGGUAGCACAGGCUUUGGGAGUGGUUCAGGCCCUGAACUUUGGAAAGUAUCUGGGGUUACCAGCUUUUGUGGGAAGAAAUAAGAAAGCGGUCUUUGCCUAUAUUGAGGAUAAAAUCAGACAGAGAAUAGGGUCAUGGAAUAAGAAACUCCUAACGCAGGCUGGGAAGGAAAUAUUAUUGAAAACUAUUGAACGAACAAUGAACCGAUACUGGUGGGGAUCUGGGACUGACCGUGGUAUUCACUGGAAUGCUUGGGAUAAGUUAUGUAUCCCCAAGAAAUAUGAUGUCUGGGCUUUAAGGAUUUAA